AUCUUAAACGCAACCUAGUAGAUUUGUCAAAACUCAACUACCAACGACUCACUGUUCUCAUUUCAUCGACACACUUCCCUUCUAGAUAUAGCCACGUUCUACCAUAAAUUCCUAUUCUUAUAUUAGAAAAAAACGUUUCAUUUUCAAACUUGCCUAACUAGUCAUUUAUAUAGAGUCCCCACAUCUAAGUUCUGUUGAUAAUCGCUUUUUAGCAUUACAAAUGACUUUUACAAGUGUUCUAGCUCUUUUUGCUUUUCUUGUUCUUCAACCUCUUAUCGUUAGAAGUGACUUGCUUUCUCCUUUGCUUUCCCCUCUCUUUGAUGAUGUGUGCAAAGAAGUGGAGUGUGGGAAAGGAACAUGCAAAGCUUCUAACAAUAGUGUUAUUCCUUUUGAAUGUGAGUGUGAUCAUGGUUGGAAGAAAGCUUUUGAUUCCAAUGAUCAUGGUGGCUUGAAGUUUCUUCCUUGCAUCAUUCCUAAUUGUACAUUGGACUACUCUUGCUCCAAAGCUCCGGCACCUGCUCCGGAAAAAGCAAGAAAAGCCAAUGAGUCGAUAUUUGAUGCUUGUCAUUGGGUUGAUUGUGGAGGCGGCUCGUGUAAGAAGACAUCCGCGUUCAACUAUACUUGCGAAUGUGAAGCAAGCUAUAAAAAUCUCCUCAAUGUCACUACUUUUCCUUGCUUCAGAGAAUGUGCUCUUGGCAUGGGUUGCUCUGACCUUGGAAUAUCAGUGACAAAUUCGUCGUCAUCUUCUUCUCCGCCCCCAGCAUUGAAUGAGGAUAGUAAGGCUAGCUCAACUCUACAAGGAAGAUUCAUUUGGCUGGUCUUGAUUAUGGUCAUGGCAAAGUUACAGUUGCAAUAGGGCAGUUUUUAGGCAAAGUUACAGUUGCAAUAGGGCAGUUUCUAGAUGAUUGUAGAAGCUUGUCAUUUUAUGGCAUUGGUUAGGGACUAUUAUUCAUAUAUAGUGUCUAGUCACACCACGAGUUUAGUUAUUAUAUUACAUCUACUACAAAGGAAAUAUUGGGUAUGAUGUAUUUUUUUCCUAGCAAUUCUUCUUCAUUCGCUUUUGUACAAUAAUCAUGUAGAAUAUUUAUGAUUGAGAGUGUUGCAAAUUUUUGUGAUUUCAAAUUAAUGAUUAUGUAUAAUAUUUAUGAUUGAGAGUGUUGCAAAUUUUUGUGAUUUCAAAUGUCGUGACGUUUUGUUUAAUUUAUGAAGGUUUUAAGAUGUAAUAACAACACUAAUAUGUAACACACUUUGAUUCAAAACUUGAAAGGACGCAACCAUUAGGCCAGGCACGUGUAACACACUUUGGUUAUCAAUCCAAGGGCAAGAAACUUUAAGAUGUGCUACCA
Messenger RNA from Vicia villosa (hairy vetch), 1346 nucleotides. RefSeq lists its product as uncharacterized. Lineage: Eukaryota; Viridiplantae; Streptophyta; Magnoliopsida; Fabales; Fabaceae. The record is from RefSeq and is a predicted model, not a curated record. The transcript is spliced from 6 exons. Bases 221 to 856 code for a protein of 211 amino acids.